AUGGAUCCUAUAGCUAAUUGCAUUGUAGCAAAAGAGUAUUUAAGCCGAAUUUGAAUCGUCCGGGAAAGGUCUUGUGGACCGUUUUCGUCGCUGACGAGUUCAUGUGAGGAGCAGCUUUGCCAAGGGAUAUUUUGAUUCCAGACCACUACAAUGAAGUACAUCCUAGUUACUGGAGGAGUCAUCUCAGGCAUUGGCAAAGGCAUCAUUGCAAGCAGCGUGGGCACAAUCCUCAAGUCAUGCGGUUUGCAUGUGACGGCCAUCAAGAUUGACCCCUAUAUCAAUAUAGAUGCUGGCACAUUUUCACCCUAUGAGCACGGUGAGGUGUUUGUGCUGGACGACGGGGGCGAGGUGGACCUAGAUCUGGGAAAUUAUGAGCGCUUCCUGGACAUCCGGCUAACCAGAGACAACAACCUAACCACCGGCAAGAUCUAUCAGUCAGUCAUCAACAAGGAGAGGAGGGGAGAUUACCUGGGCAAGACUGUGCAGGUGGUGCCACACAUUACAGAUGCCAUCCAGGAGUGGGUGGUGAACCAAGCCAGAGUACCUGUUGAUGAUGUAGAACCUCAAAUUUGUGUAAUAGAGUUGGGAGGCACUGUUGGAGACAUUGAGAGUAUGCCUUUCAUUGAGGCCUUCAGGCAGUUCCAGUUUAAGGUGAAGAGAGAGAACUUCUGUAACAUUCAUGUCAGCCUGAUACCACAGCCCAGUGCAACAGGAGAGCAGAAGACUAAACCAACGCAGAACAGUGUCAGAGAGCUCAGAGGCCUGGGUUUGUCUCCUGAUCUGAUCAUGUGUCGCUGUUCUGCUCCUCUGGAGAACUCAGUCAAAGAAAAGAUAUCAAUGUUCUGCCAUGUAGAACCUGAACAGGUCAUCUGUGUGCACGAUGUCGCAUGCAUCUACAGAGUUCCGUUACUGCUGGAGGACCAGGGCGUGGUGGGCUACCUCAGCCGGCGGCUCAAAAUGCCCAUAGAGGCCCAACCCAGGAAGCUGCUGACCAAAUGGAAGGAGAUGUCUGACAGGUCAGACAGACUUUUAGAGCAUUGCUCUAUAGCGCUGGUGGGGAAGUACACCAAGUUCUCCGAUUCCUAUGCCUCUGUUAUCAAGGCUCUGGAGCACUCAGCACUGGCCAUUAGCCAUAAGUUGGAAGUCAAGUUUAUAGACUGUGCUGGCCUGGAGCCAGCCACUCUGCAAGAGGAACCAGUCAAAUACCACCAGGCCUGGCAGAAACUUUGUAGCGCUGAUGGCAUCCUGGUUCCUGGAGGAUUUGGCGUUAGAGGAACUGAAGGGAAGAUCCAUGCCAUCAACUGGGCGAGGAUACAGAAGAAACCAUUUUUAGGGGUGUGCCUUGGAAUGCAGUUGGCUGUGUGUGAAUUUGCUAGGAACGUCCUCGGCUGGAAAGAUGCAAACUCCACUGAAUUCGACCCAGAAUCAAAGCAUCCUGUGGUGAUUGAUAUGCCUGAACACAACCCUGGGCAAAUGGGCGGGACGAUGAGGCUGGGAAGGAGACGGACCAUAUUCAAGUCCAACACCAGUGUAUUGCGCCAGCUUUAUGGAAAUGUCGAGUAUGUUGAUGAAAGGCACAGACAUCGCUUUGAGGUCAACCCUGAGCUCAAGAGUCACUUUGAAGAGAAGGGCUUCCACUUUGUAGGUGAAGAUGUUGAGGGGGAGAGAAUGGAGGUCAUAGAGCUGGAUGAUCAUCCAUAUUUCGUUGGAGUACAGUACCACCCCGAAUUCACCUCUCGUCCCAUCAAACCAUCACCCCCAUACUUGGGUCUGCUGCUGGCCGCCAGCGGGAAGCUGCAGGGCUACUUGCAUAAAGGCUGCCGCCUGUCUCCAAGGGAAAACUACAGUGAUCGGAGUGGGAGCAGCACCCCAGACUCUGAGAUAUCAGAGCUCAAGAUGCCUUCCAUUUCACCGCAGUGAUGUCUGUGAAAG
Myripristis murdjan (pinecone soldierfish) is the source of this 1932-nucleotide messenger RNA. RefSeq names its product CTP synthase 1a (gene ctps1a). Lineage: Eukaryota; Metazoa; Chordata; Actinopteri; Holocentriformes; Holocentridae. Gene Ontology annotation, molecular function: CTP synthase activity; identical protein binding. The coding region runs from base 151 to 1920 and encodes 589 amino acids. The transcript has 18 exons. The record is from RefSeq and is a predicted model, not a curated record. Gene Ontology annotation, cellular component: cytoophidium; cytoplasm. Gene Ontology annotation, biological process: pyrimidine nucleobase biosynthetic process; CTP biosynthetic process.